Gekko japonicus is the source of this 1968-nucleotide messenger RNA. Its product is annotated as NXPE family member 4-like. NCBI's taxonomy places the organism in Eukaryota, Metazoa, Chordata, Lepidosauria, Squamata, Gekkonidae. The transcript has 8 exons. The record is from RefSeq and is a predicted model, not a curated record.
AUGGGUUCUGUAGAGAUUCUCAGAGUGGACACUGACACCUGUGAGUUCUGGCCUAUCUUCCAGACAUUUCAGUGCAUUGUGAGUCACUUCUCUUGCAGUGUGAAGGACACCUAUCUGCUGCAUGAGAAGCAGAUGCUGACAGGUGUGCCAGAGCACUGCCUGCUGGGUGAUGUGAGCACUCACUGGAAUUCCACCUGUGUCAUGCUCGAAUGCUUGGUGGAGCAGGAGAAAGCCCUGACUGCCCUGAUCUGUGAGACUGGGGUCAUUUGGGUGGGUGUCAUGGUGUCUUCAAUCACAGCAAGCAGACACAAGGCCUUUUUGGCAAUGGUGCUACUGAGCCUUACCUUGCUCAGCUACAUUAUGCACAGUACAGAGAUCAAGAAUAUUAUUUUUGGAAACCAGCAAGAAACUUUCACAGAAGAAGAAACGGAUAAGGACUUUGGCUGCACGUUUACCAAGAACAGAACUUGUCCGGGGGACAAAAGUGACCUGUCUAUGGCCAGAGUGCAGCAGAGAGGAAAGGAGCAAGAAAUAGGAGAGAUCCUUAAGAAACUGGACCAGUGGAUGCCCAAUGUCACUUUCAGGAACAUGAGCACCACCACCAGUGCCAAAAACAGCAAGGCCACUAUACUCAACCGCAAGGACUCUUAUUGUGUCGGGGACCACUUGAUGGUCCGGCUGGAUGUGUACGAUCAUUUGGGGAAGAGGAAGGCGUAUGGAGGGGACUUCUUAAGAGCCAGGGUCUACUCAUCCAGUCUCAAAGCUGGAGCUUCUGGCCGCAUAGAAGACUAUCGGAACGGGACGUACCUGGUGAAUUUCACUUUAUUUUGGGAAGGGGAUGUCAGAGUUUCCAUCUUGCUCAUCCACCCUAGCGAAGGCGUUUCCGCUAUGUGGGCCAGCAGGAAGAAGGGGUAUGAGAAAAUAGCAUUCACUGGCAGGUUUCUGAACGGAACCGCAGCCGUCUUCACCCCGUGUGGCUUCCAUAUCACCACCAAGGAGGAGCUGUGCGAGUAUCUCGACGAGAGGGACCAAGAGGCCUUCUACUGUGUUAAGCCAAAGGCUGUGCCGUGCCAGAAGGACCUCAGCAGGAUAUAGUGUCAUGGAAAAGUUGGCAGCUACCUGAUAGAACUUGAGAGAUACCUACUGGAGGGGAACAACAUUGGUGUUGAGAUUCCGCAGACUUUUGGAGAUGUCCGUGUCUUAUCCUGCAACGGCAAUGUGGCAGCACCCAGAGAGAGAUGCGCCGUCGGGAUGAGCUCCCCUGCUCCUAGCGGCUUUGUGUGGCAGAGUCGGUGGUACCCCGUUUUCUGCACCAUGCUCCGGCUCAACACCUCGGAUCAGAUGGCCACUUGCUUGAGAAGGAAGCUGGUUUACUUCAUGGGAGACUCAACGGUCCGCCAGUGGGUGGAGUACCUCACAAAGAGAUUGAGCACCCUGAAGCUCUUUGACAUGCACGGGUUUGGAAAGCUCCAGAACUUGUACGCUGUGGACAUGGACAGAAACAUUUGGAUCCAGUGGAAGAAGCACGGCCAUCCCAUAAUCACCGUCCAUGACUACUCAGUGAAGGAUCACAGGUACGUUCCUUGGGACCUCGACCUGGUGGCCGGCGACAGAGACACGGCUGUUGUCAUUUCACUGGGCCAGCAUUUCCGCCCCUUCCCGCUGGAGCUCUUCCUUCGGAGGAUGUUAAAUGUCCGUGCAGCUGUCCAGCGCCUCCUCCAGAGGAGCCCGCGAGCAAAAGUCAUCAUCAAAGCGGAGAACAUCCGGGAGAUGAGCGCAGACCCGGAGCGAUUUGGAGACAUCCACGGCUAUGCCCAAUACCUUGCGCUAAGGGAUAUUUUUCGGGAUCUCAGAGUGGGUUUCAUUGACGCGUGGGACAUGAGUAUCGCCUAUGGCGUAAACGAUGUCCACCCACAAGAGGAAGUGAUUGAGAGUCAAAUUAAUAUGUUUUUAACUUACAUCUGUUGA